Messenger RNA from Trichechus manatus latirostris (Florida manatee), 1457 nucleotides. RefSeq names its product secreted phosphoprotein 1 (gene SPP1). Gene Ontology annotation, biological process: osteoblast differentiation; ossification; cell adhesion. The record is from RefSeq and is a predicted model, not a curated record. Lineage: Eukaryota; Metazoa; Chordata; Mammalia; Sirenia; Trichechidae. The coding region runs from base 68 to 982 and encodes 304 amino acids. Gene Ontology annotation, molecular function: extracellular matrix binding. The transcript has 7 exons.
UCUGACUGGACUCUUCCGCCAGCUGCAGCCUUCUCAGCCAGACACCAACCAAGGAAAAACCACUACCAUGAGAAUUGCAGUGAUUUACUUCUGCCUCUUAGGCAUUGCCUACGCCCUUCCGGUUAAACACCAGGCUGAUUCUGGCAGCUCUGAGGAAAAGCAGCUUUACAGCAAAUACCCAGAUGCUGUGGACACAUGGUUAAAGCCUGACCCAUCUUACAAGCAGAUUCUUCUAGCACCACAGAAUGCCGUAUCCUCUGAAGAAACUGACGACCUUAAACAAGAGACCCUCCCAAGUAAGUCCAGUGAAAGCCAAGAUCAGACAGACAGUGUGGAUGAUGAAGAUGAUGGAGAGCAGGUGGACAGCCAGGACCCCAUUGACUCAGACGACACGCACGAGGAUGAUCAUACUGAUGACUCCAACCAUUCCAACGAGUCUAACCAUUCUGAUGAAUCUGAUGAACUGGUCACUGAUUUUCCCACUGACGAUCCAGCAACCUCAGUGUUCACUCCAGCUGUGCCCACAGUAGACACUUAUGAUGGCCGAGGCGAUAGUGUGGUUUAUCGGCUGAGGUCAAAAUCUAAGAAGAUCCCCAGAUCUGACAUCCAGCAUCCUCAUGCCACAGAGGAAGACUCUAUCUCACAGAUGGAAAGCAAGAUGUUGGAUGAUGCGCACAAGGCCAUCCCUGUCAUCAGUAGCCUAAAGAAGCCUUUUGAUUGGGACAGCUAUCAGCAGGACAGUCGUGAAACCAGUCAGCAGGAUGAUCACAGUGUGGAAACCCAUAGCCAAGAGCAGUACAAAGUAUAUAAGCUGAAGGCAAAUGAUGUGAGCAGUGAGCAUUCCGAUACAAUUCAUAGUCAAGAAGAUUCCAGAGUCAGCGAUGAACUUCACAGCCGUGAAGACAAGUACUAUCCAGACCCUAAGAGUGAGGAAGAAGAUAAACACCUGAAAUUUCGCAUUUCUCAUGAGUUAGAGAGUUAAUUUUCUGAGGUCAGUUCAAAGGAGAGGAAAAAAAUACAAUUUCUUACUUUGCUUUUGGUAAAUUGGAAAAAAAAACCAGUAUGGGGGUGGGAGAAAAUAUGAAAUGUUUAUUUCUCAGCUUAUUGGGUGAAUGUAUAUGUACGUGAAUCUGGAAAUAGAUAAAUGUUUUUGAUCAUUAGUUUAGUUUGUGGCUUAGUGGUAACACAUUUGUGAGCUAAUGGCUGCAGGGUUUGGCCUGUGUUCUUUGCCUGUAAGAAACUGUCACUGCAUUUUAAUGUUUGUUAUGCUUUUAUGAAUCGAAUUUUAUGCAGAAGCAAACAAAACACCUUUAUGCACUUAUAAAAGAAAAUAUUACGUUUUAUGUCACUAUAAUCUUUUGUUGUUUAAUUUAGUGUAUAUUUGGUUGCGAUUAUUUUGUUUUUGUGAAUAAAUCUUAUGUCUCAGAUGUAAUGAGAAGUUGAUGGUGUCAGGUGCU